CUGUUUUUUUUAAUAAACAAAAAAACACUUGCUUAUUAAAAUAUUAACAAACACUUGAUUUUGAAUAAAUAUAUUAACGUUGGAAUUAAUUCAUACUCUAUUAAGCAUAAUUAAACUAACAACAAUAUAAAAAUGAAUAAUUCAAACUAAAAUCAGAUUUCGCUUUUUGAAAGAAUUGAAAAUACAAGAAUUGAUUCUUCAAAAAUGUAGGAUAAAAUAAGGCAGCUUGACAAAGUUUUAGAUAAUAUUAGUAGAAUGAAACACUUAAAACUUGAAGAUGGGUCAAUUAAAUUAGAAGAAAAGAUUUUUAAAACAUUCUCAUUAAAUAUAAAAUUGAUUUCUAAUUAGAUUGGGAAAAUAUUUUAAGAAUACGAGGUUAUAUUUGACGAGCUAAAUAAUAAAGCAGAGGAAAUACAAAUUAAAAUGGAUACUAUACAAUAAAGUCAUAAUAUUUCUAUUAAUCAAUUGAAAUUAGAGUAAUAAAAAUAAAUCGAAGGCAUAUAAAAGGAAAUAUAAUUAAAAGAUGAAGACCAUUAAUUGAAUUUAAAAUAAUUAAAAGAGUUCUAUGAUAAAGCUAAGAGAGGAUGGACUAAUAGCGUUGACUAGUUUGAAAAUAGAGCUCAAACAUAAAAAUAAAACUUAGUUAAAACAACUAAAAAUUAUGAAGGAUUCCAAAAGGAACUUAAGAAGAAUUUUUUGUCCACAUUUGAAGAUAUGGAUUCUUUUAUAAGGCAAGCAAAAUAGAAAACUAAUGUACGCUCAAUUCAAUAAUAAAAACUACUAAAUAAGGAACCUUCUUUGUGCUAAAAAUGUUUGAAUAAAUAAAAUUGUGAAAAUAAGGAGAAUAUAUGCCCAUAAUGUCUACCAAGAGGGAAUAAAAAAUUACAUAACAGAAACUUGGAAUUAAAUAAUCAAAGUUCUAUUAAUAUGAGUAUGACUAUGCCUCCUAACAAUUUAUUUGGAAAACUAUCUCCUAUCCAUGCAAAUAACAAUCCUUUUUAUUCUAGUAACAUUCUAAAAGAAAGAGAUCUUAAUAUACCAUAGAAUAGAGAUUAAAAUAUUUUUAAUAGAUUCCCCUUUUAAAAAUCUUAAAAAGAAGCUGAAGGUAUAGAUGACUCAUAAAACAAUUAAAACUCAUACAAUUCGUCCGUAUCAUUUGAUAAUUAAAUUUUUAAUGAGAUUGCAGGAGGUGGCUAAUACAAAUCUUAGCUAUCUUCUUCAAAGAAUGAAGAUAAAUAUGAGUCUUAGUUAGAAGAUGAUGAAGAAAAAGCAACCAGGGAAUUAUAAAAUUUUUUAAAGAAGGCUAUAUUAUUUAUUUCUAAAAAUAUAAAUAUACUUCAAGACAUUGUUUAGCCCUAAAGUGAAGAGAGAGUAGGAUAUAUAGAAAUCCUUAUAGAGCAGAUUUAUUAGAAAGUAAAAGAUGAAAUAAAUAAAGAAAAAGAGCUUGAAAAUUAAAGAAUUCAAAAUAUAUCUAAAGAAUUUAUUCUAGAUGCACAAACUAAAGAAAAAACCAUAGCAAGAAUCCUUUAAUUUAGGAGAAGAGACGAAUAAGAUAUAGAUAUGUCUUUUGCAUCUAAAAGAUUAUCAUCCAGGAGUGAUUAAUCUGAGGUUGAACCAUAAUUUGAGCAUCAUGUAUAAUAAGAUGAAGUAUUUGCUGUUAGAACAAUAGAGGAGCAAUUAGAUGAGAUAUUUCCUUCAUCUUUAAAUAAUGAUAAUAAUUUUGUAUACAAUAAUAAUAUGUAAUAAUCUAUCAGAGACUUAAUUUAAAGAAACAAUGAGUUAUUGCUAGCUACCAAUUAAUUACACUAGGAGAAUUUAUAAAAUCUAUAACAACCUAGUGAUGAAAAAGAAAGAAUAAUAAAUGCUGCCUUAUAAAAUAAAAUCCCUAUAAACUGA
Molecule: messenger RNA, 1896 nt
Organism: Tetrahymena thermophila SB210
Lineage: Eukaryota; Ciliophora; Oligohymenophorea; Hymenostomatida; Tetrahymenidae
Exons: 7
Source: RefSeq, a predicted model, not a curated record